Molecule: messenger RNA, 3288 nt
Organism: Botrytis byssoidea
Lineage: Eukaryota; Fungi; Ascomycota; Leotiomycetes; Helotiales; Sclerotiniaceae
Exons: 4
Coding region: 1-3288 (1095 amino acids)
Source: RefSeq, a predicted model, not a curated record
AUGGAUUAUAUACCAAUUCCCUCCUUCAUCAGCAAGGCUCUUCAAGGAAGAAGUCAACCCAGGAAUCAAGAUGUAUCAUCAAAAACUCCCAAUCCCUUGAGUUAUCCUAAAAGCUCUUUGCCUUAUGAUUCUCAAUUAUUCAAGAACCCAUCAUCGGAAUAUCGAGGUUGUCCCUUCUGGGCAUGGAAUACAAAGCUCGACAAGGGACAACUUCUCCGUCAAAUUGAUUAUUUCGCAGAAAUGGGGCUGGGGGGAUUUCAUAUCCAUGUUCGCACUGGUCUUGAUACGGAAUACAUAGGAACAGAAUUCAUGGACUUGAUACGUGCUUGUGUCGAUUAUGCCGAAACUAAAAACAUGUUGGCAUGUUUAUACGAUGAUGAUAGAUGGCCUUCUGGAGCUGCUGGUGGGAAGGUUAUUGAGAAAUAUCCUGAGCAUAAAGGAAAACAUCUCCUUUUUACACCUCAUGCUUACGGAACGAUACCACUUGGCGGAGGUGCUCCCGCGUCUGCCAGAGCUAGUAGGAGUGAGAAUGGACACCUCAUAGCAAGGUUUGAUAUUGAAUUGGAUAACAAUGGUGCACUCAAAUCAAGCCGCAUCCUGAAAAAUGACGAGCAUGGGGAGAAUGUGUGGUACGCCUAUGUUGAGACGAAUCCCAAUUCAUCUUGGUUCAAUGAUCAAACAUAUAUCGAUACUCUUAGCGAAGAUGCAAUGGCUCGAUUUAUUGAGAUGACGCAUGAAGUUUACAAGAAGAAGUGCGGCGACAAAUUUGGAACUGUUAUACCCUGCAUAUUCACCGACGAGCCUCAAUUCGCUACCAAAAUACGUCUCCCUCAUCCCCGAGCUAACGAUGAUAUAUUUCUUCCAUGGACCACUGAUUUACCGGAAAGUUUCGAGAAAGAGUACCAUGCUGACAUUGUCGAAUCCUUGCCACAAGUUAUAUGGAAUCUUCCAAAUAACAACCCAAGUUUAUCAAGGUAUCGAUAUCAUGAUCAUGUUUGUGAAAGAUUUGUCUCUGCUUUUAUUGAUCAAAUUAGUGGCUGGUGUCGGAAAAACAACUUGUACCUGGAUGGACACAUGAUGGAAGAGCCAACGCUUUAUUCUCAAACUACUGCUCUUGGCGAAGCUAUGCGAUGUUAUCGAAACAUGGAUAUGCCGGGCAUAGACUUACUUGUUGAUGGUGUCGAAUACAAUACAGCGAAACAAGCUUCCAGUGUUUCUAGACAAAUGGGUCGUCGAGGUACAAUGUGUGAAAUAUACGGUGUUACUCAUUGGUAUUUUACAUUUGAGGGCCACAAAGGUUGUGGUGAUUGGCAAGCAGCUCUUGGUAUUACUUUUCGUGUUCAUCAUCUUGCUUGGCUAAGCAUGGCUGGAGAAGGGAAAAGAGACUAUCCGGCGUCCAUCAAUUAUCAAAGUCCCUGGUACAAAGAGUAUGGUUAUGUCGAAGAUCAUUUUGCAAGAGUUGGUGUUGCAAUGACCCGAGGAAAAGCUGUUACUCGAGUUGGUGUCAUUCAUCCGAUUGAGAGCUAUUGGUUAUGUUUUGGUCCUGAUCAAAGUGGUGAUGAGGCAGGGUCUCGUGAUCGUGCAUUCUCCGACCUCACAAACUGGUUACUUCAUGGUUUAAUUGACUUUGAUUUCAUAUCUGAGAGCUUAUUGCCAACUCAAGUGAGUAAAACCCAGAAAGGCAAAAAGCUGACAAUAGGAUUUUGUGAAUACGAAGUGAUUAUUGUGCCAAAUCUACGUACCAUCAGAUCAUCAACUCUUAACAUCUUACAAGCAUUCUCAAAGGCUGGCGGGCAUGUGAUCAUUGCUGGUAGUUCACCCGAAUUAAUCAAUGCCGCAGCCCCAUCAGAGAAGCCUACAAUCAAGCAUAGCAUUAACGUAUUCUGGAGCCAGCAGAAUAUUUUGUGUGCACUAAAUGAAUAUCGUGAUCUUCGAGUAACGGAUGAGAAUGGCUCAUCUACUGAACAUUUGUUGUAUCAGAUGAGGGAAGACGGAGCUGAAAGAUAUAUCUUCAUCUGUAAUACAGAUCGUAAUUCUCCAACCAUGACGAAGAUUGAGCUGAGAGGCCAUUGGGAUGUUUCCGAAAUGGACACUUUCAAUAGAGAAGAGACUCUGGUGGGCAGUCAGCUUUCAAAGGACUGGACACAAUUGCAUUAUAAGUUUGAAGGAUGCGCAAGUCUUCUCAUGCGAUUGAGACCAAGAACAGGGCAAUCUAUCACAGAGCUCUUACCAUUGAAUAAGAUUUCUGAGAAAAUCCCUAUCCUUGAAGAAGAUAUUACUCUCGCAGAAGUAGAACUUUCUGAGCCAAAUGUCCUCAUACUUGACUAUGCAUCCUACAAACUAGAUUCUGAUGAACAUUGGUCAGAUUCCACCGAAGUUCUCAGGAUUGAUAAUGCUAUUCGGGAUCUACUGAAAUUACCUCACAAAGGCGCUGCAUUUAGACAACCUUGGUCAAUACCGGCUUCGGAAAGAGCACCUAAGACGCACGUUACCAUGCGUUUUCUGAUAAUUUCAGCAUUUAUGAUCAACGUGCCAACCAAACUUGCAUUGGAAUAUGUUCAAGGAAUGAAAAUAAAGUUAAAUAGGACCGAGCUGGAUUCCCCAAAAUUUGAUGGUUGGUGGGUUGAUGAAGACAUCCGAACUUUGGAAAUACCAGCCUACACAAUCAGACCUGGAAUGAAUACUCUUACACUUUCUUUUCCCUUUGGCAUUCUGACAAAUAUUGAACGUCUUUAUUUGUUGGGCGACUUUUCUGUUGGUAACAGGCAUAAUAGCUCUCUUGGUACCGAUUCAUAUUAUCUCCAACAACCGAGAACUGUAUCUUGGGGAGAUAUCACAAAGCAAGGUCUCCCAUUCUAUGCCGGAAACUUAACCUACAUCUGCGAUAUAUCAAUACCACCAACAAGCCCUAACAAAACUAUUCAUCUUUCAAUACCUGAAUAUUCUUCACCAGUACUCGUCGUGGCUUUAGCUGACACAAAACAAAAGCUUGGGCGAGUAGCUUUUCAACCUCGAACACUAGAUAUCACAACUCUUGGACCAGGAAAACAUAAGAUUGCAAUAACAGCUUUUGGGAAUAGGUAUAAUUCUUUUGGGCAUGUUCAUUUGCCUGAUGGACUUACGAACGGUUGUUCCCCGGAUACCUGGAGAACUGGUGGAGAUUGGUGGACAGAUACUUACAAUGUAAAACCUGUUGGUAUAUUGGAAUGUCCGAGUUUGAAGUCGGACAUGAAGCUUAUUUAUGCGGCCGACGAGAACGACGAGGAAGGAUGGGAAGUGAUUGAAUGA